Argentina anserina (silverweed cinquefoil) is the source of this 1065-nucleotide messenger RNA. RefSeq lists its product as uncharacterized. Bases 63 to 893 code for a protein of 276 amino acids. The record is from RefSeq and is a predicted model, not a curated record. Lineage: Eukaryota; Viridiplantae; Streptophyta; Magnoliopsida; Rosales; Rosaceae. The transcript has a single exon.
UCUUCUCCUAAAUCACCUUCCUAUGGCCACCACUACACCGCCGCCACCACCCAGCUGUUGACAUGCCACCGCCCCCACAUCCCCCAAUCAGAAACAGCCACGUCAACCUCCCCAUCGAUCUCCUCUUCACCGCCCUCUCCGUCUUCUACCUCUUCUCCUCCUCCUCCGCCAAAAUCUCUCUCCUCCCGAAACCCCCGCUCCUCAAUUUCCCAUCCUACCCUCGCCGAACCCUCAAAAUCCCCACAAUGUCCCUCCACCAAAACCGGAGCUUCUCCACGCCGCAAUCCCUCUCCGACUGGCUCAAGCCGCGCCUCCGCGCCGACUCGCUCGCCUCCUGGGGCGUGAAACCCGGCACCAAAAACGUACACAACCUCUGGCUCGAGCUCGCCGAAGGCGAAAGCUCCCUAGCCGACUCCACCCCUCCAAUCCGGACCGUCCACGUCGUCACGGUUCGGGUCACCGACCCGCGAAACCGGGUCCUGAUCGAAUCCGAGCAGGAACUAUCCGACGGCAGCGUCAGGAGCCGCGGGAGGCCUCUAUCGGAGAAGAUGAAGCCCGGCGAGGAUCCGAUAGCGGCGGCGAACCGGGCCGUGAUGGAGGAGCUCGGGUCGAUAUUGAACGGGUCGGGUCAAGUGAGGAUUGUGCCCGGUUCGUAUAGGAGGAAGGUGGAGGAGCGGAGCUCGGCGUCGUACCCGGGGCUGCCGGCGUGUUACGAGCUGCAUUCGGUGGAUGCCACGGUGGAGGGGUUGCCGGAGGUGGAUUUCGUGACGGAGGAGGAGCAUGAGUAUGCCGAUUCCGGCGAGAGGAGGGUUGCUGAUGAAGCUGUGUCUGUGAAGAAGCAUUUCUGGAAAUGGGUGAGUCCUGAUUCGAUAAAGCCUGAGCUCAAUUCAUAAGACAUUUUUCGAAAUGUAAAUUUAGUAGUAGAUUUCUUUUGAGCUUUGAUUGAUAAUUUGAUAUCAUUUUGAAAGUUGAGUUUUUUGUUGUUGUUGUUAAUGGAUCCAAUUCGUACAGAAUGUACCACUUACUUUUGGUUUUGAUCAUAAUAAAUUGAAUUUUUGAACCUCA